CGGUGUCGAGCUUCUCGGUUCUCACUGGAUUGUUAGAUUGCUGUGGAUUGUUUUCCUCGGGACAUUCACAACAAGGUUAAAAUAUCAAACACGUCUCAUGACACCAGUCCAAAGCGUUCGGGGUUUAUCAGGGGGGGCCCGGAACAAUAAUUUCCCCACCUAUUUAACGCUUCGUGCGUUGUUUAUAUGUUGAAAAACUGAUGAAUAGAUUCAGCGUUCGUUGAUGGUGCAUUGUUGUGGUUUGCGAUGUAUUGCUGGUUCGCAGCCUCUUCGGCUGAACUAUAGAUGCAUGAAUCGUUUUCGAGUCGUGUUUUUGCCGAUCCGUGUAGUUUUUCGCAGCUGAUCGUUGAAUCAACACAACAGCGUUAGCUGGCCUGGACAAAAUGAGCAGAAAACAGCAUCAUUUUAAAGGAGCAGAGGUCAGCUGCUGUGUUAAAUACUUCUUAUUCGGAUUCAACAUCAUAUUUUGGUUGCUUGGAGCUGCAUUCCUGGGUAUUGGACUUUGGGCCUGGGCAGAAAAGGGAGUGCUGUCAAACAUUUCCUCCAUCACAGAUCUGGGCGGCUUCGACCCUGUCUGGCUCUUCAUUGUCGUAGGAGGGGUGAUGUUCAUCCUUGGAUUUGCCGGAUGCAUCGGCGCGCUCCGGGAGAACACAUUCCUGCUCAAAUUUUUUUCAGUGUUUUUGGGCCUCAUCUUUUUCCUGGAGCUCACAGCUGGCAUUUUAGCCUUUGUGUUUAAAGAUUGGAUCAAAGACCAGCUGAACUUCUUCAUCAACAACAAUGUUAAAGCGUAUCGGGAUGAUAUUGACCUCCAGAACCUCAUUGACUUUGCUCAAGAAUAUUGGUCGUGUUGUGGUGCUCACGGGCCGAAUGACUGGAACCUGAACAUCUAUUUUAACUGCACCGACUCCAACCCCAGCCGGGAAAGGUGUGGCGUUCCCUUCUCCUGUUGCGUUAAAGACCCUGCUGAGGAUGUCCUGAAUACACAAUGUGGCUAUGAUGUGCGGCUUCAAGGGGAGUUGGAUCAGCAGAAGUACAUUUAUACGAAGGGCUGCGUGGGGCAGUUCGAAAAGUGGCUUCAGGACAAUCUGAUCGUUGUUGCCGGGAUUUUUGUCGGGAUUGCAUUAUUACAGAUUUUUGGGAUAUGUCUGGCUCAGAACCUGGUGAGCGACAUCAGAGCAGUCAAAGCAAACUGGUGACCCUCUGCAGAGGACAAAUCAGCACUGUUUACACACCAUUGAGCUGGGAAAUACCGCCCUUUCACCCUAUGGAUGUCGUAUGUUGGCUGACUUUACAAAAUGGACUGUCCAUCUCUCUCUCUCUCUCUCUCUCUCUCUCUCUUUUUGGUGGAUCCUUAUCUGAAAACAAGCUCUUAUGGAGACCGUCCUGAAGGAGCUUAAUGUGAGAUGUCACACUGAGAUCAAGCUAUCUGUGAUCUCGCAGCUGCCUGUUGAUCGAACGCUAUUUUAGUUUGCCCUUAUUAAAACGUUCACCAGACUCUCCUCCGUGCUGGCGAAUAAUGUCAAGUGGAGGGUGUUUUCAUUAACCUGUGGAUGACUUUCUUUUAGAGAAACACACAAAUCAACCACUGGGACUUUAAACAGAGGAGCCAUGAACUAAACAAAGCCUUACAGCAGUGCGUUUCACUAUACACUUAUGUGGGUUCAGCUUUUUACACAGCAUUCUGUCUGUCAGCCAUUGGAGCCGAUGGACAGUUGGACUCUCUUACCUCUGAUUGGCUCUCUGUUGCACAGGGCAGCCAAUCAGAACGACGUACUUGAUAAUUACACGUAAUGCAUUUAUUUUUGUGAGGUCUACCACUACUGUUGGGGAGGUGGAUAAAUACGGUCUGUUAUUUGUCUGUAUAGCUAUGUUUUAUGCAUUCUCUCUCGUUUUUUUUUUUUUUUUUUUUUUUUUUUGGUUGUCUCUGUGAGUAUAAAUCGGCUUUCCCAGACUUGCUUAGGAAUCUUUGUUUUCGCUGCUUUGCUUGAUAGUGAUAUGCUAUAGUGACACUAAUAAUGUAUUAUUAUAAAUAUGAUGCUGCUUUAACUCAUAGAAACUAUACAUCGCUAUACUAACCAACUGAAGUUUUUAUAGAAAUCAUUACAUUCCCUCUGGGAAACACACUUCGGAUCACGCAGAGUGCUUUGCGCAUGAAUCUGACGCGAGCGCACAUGAAGCGGACUGAUUGAAUUAGCCGUGCGUAUGAUCACAUGCCUUAUUGAGCCCUAUAGAGAUGGUAGCAGAAGCCGACGACAGACACAGCACAAGGCUUUUUUUUUUUACUGUUCAGUCUCUCUUGCUCGCGCCAUAUGCAUGCAAUCAUCUAUUAAAAUAAUGCAUGGCAACGCAGACCUCUUUAAACACAUGCACAGGCAUGUGUCCAUCCCAUUAUGAAUACCAUACCAGUGCGUUUUCACCUAACUGUGUUAAUACCCUUGUGUUGAGAAAGAGUCACGACCUUAACGCUGAUAAUGUGCAAAGUAAGAUAAAUGAUGUACUGCCGACUGCGUGUGUAGAACGUGCUCUGACGGUUUUAGGAGUGGAGUGUCAGCCAGACUGAUCUGAUUCAUCUGUUUAAAAAGCUUCGCUCUCGUUUCAAAGGUCUAUAUAACCUGUGCUAUCAGAGCGCUUAGUGAAAUGUGAGGUUUCUCUUCUGUGGUCUUUUUUUCAGAGAUUUCAAUAUAUUGUGUACAUAGGAGGCAAAUCUUUUAUGCCGAUACAAGAUUACAUGCUAAAGAUGAUAUUUUGCCCCCUUUUGAGAUUUAGGGAAAGCUAUCAAGAACAUAUCCAAGUUGCAUUUCGUUAUCGUACAUAAGACUAAAUGGAAAAAUAUUGUUUGCUUAAAGAAAAUGAAGCACAUUACUGCCAAAAUCUUAUAUAGAUAUAUUUAUACAUGUAAUGAUAUUUUGUUGCACUGCUUUUUAUUACAUUUAGGACAUCUUUGUUACCGUAAUACAAAGUACUGUAACAGGAAAUAAAUGAAUCAGGAUAAAGAUGAAAAUAUUGUCCCGAUGCAAAAAAAAUCCUAAUGGUCUUAAAAAUACUUACUUUUCUUUAAGCAAACUAACACGUUAUGGGGUGAACUACAACCUGGAUAUGUUUUUGUCAGAUUCGCUCAAAUUAUUUUUUCUUUUUUAUGCAAUGGCCUUUUCUGUCUUUUUUUUUUUUU
This is a messenger RNA of Puntigrus tetrazona (Sumatra barb), 3169 nucleotides long. RefSeq names its product tetraspanin 17 (gene tspan17). The coding region runs from base 384 to 1196 and encodes 270 amino acids. NCBI's taxonomy places the organism in Eukaryota, Metazoa, Chordata, Actinopteri, Cypriniformes, Cyprinidae. The transcript has 8 exons. Gene Ontology annotation, cellular component: membrane. Gene Ontology annotation, biological process: protein maturation; protein localization to plasma membrane; regulation of vascular endothelial growth factor signaling pathway. The record is from RefSeq and is a predicted model, not a curated record.